Messenger RNA from Dichotomopilus funicola, 882 nucleotides. RefSeq names its product mitochondrial glycoprotein. The coding region runs from base 1 to 882 and encodes 293 amino acids. The record is from RefSeq and is a predicted model, not a curated record. Lineage: Eukaryota; Fungi; Ascomycota; Sordariomycetes; Sordariales; Chaetomiaceae. Gene Ontology annotation, cellular component: mitochondrial matrix. Gene Ontology annotation, biological process: cytosolic ribosome assembly. The transcript is spliced from 2 exons.
AUGAUGUCCCUCCGGACCCUCGCGCGCUCAGCGCCCCGCACCCUAGCCCGUGCCUCCAGCAGCCUCUCAAGCCGCACUCCCAGCACGCUGCUCCGGACGACCCGCACGACACCCCUCGCGGCUCGCACACAACAGAUCUCUGCCUUCUCGACGACAAUGCUCCGCCCGGCCGCCAAGAAGGGAGAGGUGGAUGCCGAGGUGUCGGAGAAGUUGGCCAGCGAGAUCCAGUUUGAGAAGGAGGUCCGCGAGAACGAGCCGCAGCCGCCGAGCAUCAAGGACUUUUUGGAGAAUAGCAAGUUCACGCUGGAGGAUGUGCCUGGCAAGGAGGAUGUGUAUCUUAGACGGACGUUUGGCGAGGAGAAGAUCACGGUUUCCUUCUCCAUCUCGGACCUGCACAACAUGGACCAGGAUAUGAUGGAGGACGACAACAUCCUGGAAGACGCCGACAUAGAGGAGGCCGAAGCCGCGCGCAACACAGAGAACCAAGAAGGCGAAGAAGGCGCCGAGGAAGACGAACCCGGCCACGAAGCCCCCGUUCCUGUCCGGCUCAACAUCGUGAUCGAGAAGCCGAACCAGGGCGCCCUCAACAUCGAGGCGCUCGCGCAGGACGGCUCGAUCGUUUUUGACAACUUCUACUACUACGCCGACCCCAAGCUGGCGCACAGCACAGACGCCAACGCGGUGCACGAGGCGCAGGACACCUAUCCGGGCCCGCCGUUUGGCAGUCUGGAUGAGGAUCUGCAGGUGCUGAUGGAGCGGUAUCUGGAGGAGCGUGGGAUCACCCAGGGCUUGGCGCUGUUUGUGCCGGACUAUAUGGACUACAAGGAGCAGAGGGAGUACACGCAGUGGUUGAAGAACGUCAAGGCGUUUAUUGAUGCUUAG